Molecule: messenger RNA, 1351 nt
Organism: Trichoderma virens Gv29-8
Lineage: Eukaryota; Fungi; Ascomycota; Sordariomycetes; Hypocreales; Hypocreaceae
Exons: 3
Coding region: 338-1123 (261 amino acids)
Source: RefSeq, a predicted model, not a curated record
AAACAAUCACAGCUUGAAUAUUUCUUGCAUAUCACAUUUCCUUUUUUGUCCGUUUCCUUUUGUUUCUUUUCUUCUUCUUCCUUAUUUCCUAAGUGCGGGUGCGGGUUCAUUUCCUUGCUCGUCGGUACUUUAUUGUUUGCAGUCAUAUUGUAUUUCUUCGGCAACCGAAAACAUCAGCAUCACUACUACCGUCGUCGGCUGGUCCUUGGUUACAAUUGUCUUGUCAUCUUCCACCAAUCUGGUUAUUGGCUUUGCAUCUGGUCUGAAUUAAGAAAAAGAUAAAAAGAACAUCUUCUUCCUCCCUCUAUACACAUACACAUACACACACACAUACACAAUGCGUUCAUCAACCCUCCUGGUAUCAUCGCUGGCCGUCUUUGGAGCUCGCGCCGCUCCGGCCCUCCCCAGACUCGACCUCUCAGAUAUCGCAAACCCUGCAGUAGCACUGGACUCUCUAUCAAGUUACUUCAACCUGCUUGCGUCAAAGGUCCAGACCUCCAAGGUACGACCGGUGGUGCCAGUAUGCGAUCUGUCCAAGGCCCAGAUGCCCAUGAUCGACGGGCUGCUCCCUCCAUCUGCAGGCUUGACCGUGCAUCACGUUGCCGUCGGCCGCGGCACUCAGAACUACACGUGUGAUACCAGCAAUCCCGAUGCAGCUCCCGUAGCUGCCGGUGCCGUGGCCACUCUUUUCAACGUCAGCUGCAUUGCGUCCAUUAGCCAGGACCUCUUGCAAAAGGUGCCCAACAUGGCCGUCAACUUUAACUACGACGCAGCCACCGCUGGACCACUUGGCCCGAUGAUGCUGCCUGUGUCUGGCCACCACUUCUUCGUCGACAGCACCACGCCCUUCUUCAACUUGGACAUGCCCACUCUAGACCUUGGCACUGUGCCCUGUGCUAAGAACGGCAGCGCUCCCGCACCAGCCACGGCGGUACCAGGGCCAUCGGGCUCAAGUGCGGUUCCGUGGUUGAAGCUCACGGCCAAGGAUGGCGCCACGGGCAGCAUCAAGGAGGUGUACAGGGUCAACACGGCCGGAGGCAACCCGCCGGCUACAUGCCAGGGCCAGGCGGCCAACAUUCAAGUGCAGUACUCAGCAGUAUACUGGUUCUGGGGAAGCAACUGAGAGACGAGAAGCUGGACGGGCGAGACGGAGACGAGACGGGUAGAGGGUGGUCAUCUCUUUUGACUUUUUUGGGUUUCUAUACACUUGUUACUAUUGCCUAGGCUUCACUUAUCAGCCUGGUGGCAUAUUUCAUUAAUUAUCUGAGGGUUGGUUAGCGUUUUAUUCUUCAAAGAAAAAUGAUUGAGAUGUAUAUAUAAAUAUAUGUCAAUACAAGUAGCUUGCACACAC